AUGGCCACCAUGAGGACCUGGACACUGUCGCUUCUGUUUCCUGAGAACAGCCGAAUUUCAGAAGAACACAGUAGCUUAGAGCAGUUUUUGAGGAGCGGCAGAGGCCCACGCCGGGGGUCCCGCGGCGCGCCGGUGGCUGGCUUGGGAGUGACGCCACUCCCCAUCAGUGCCUGUUCCUUCAACACCUGCCAGGCUGUCUUACAGUCACCUGGAGCCAGCACAUCUCUGUCGGACUUGCCAGCGCCCCAGGUCAGCGAGUGGAGGGACCCACACCCCAGUCGAAUGCAGAUGCCGCAGGGGAACCCGCUGCUGCUUUCGUACACCCUGCAGGAGUUGCUGGCCAGGGACACCGUGCAGGUGGAGCUCAUUCCCGAGAAGAAGGGCCUCUUCCUAAAGCAUGUGGAAUACGAGGUUUCCAGCCAGCGCUUCAGGUCCUCCGUGUACAGACGGUACAACGACUUCGUGGUUUUCCACGAGAUGCUGCUGCAGAAGUUCCCCUACCGCAUGGUGCCGGCCCUUCCGCCCAAGAGAGUGCUGGGAGCCGACCGCGAGUUCAUUGAGGCCCGGCGCAGGGCCCUGAGGCGCUUCAUUAACCUGGUGGCCCGGCACCCCCCGUUCUCCGAGGACGUGGCCCUCCGGCUCUUCCUGUCCUUCAGUGGCCCGGACGUGCAGAACAAGUUGAAGGAGUCGGCUCAGUGUGUUGGAGACGAGUUCAUGAGCUGCAAGCUGGCUCCUCGGGCCAAGGACUUCCUCCCAGCCGACAUCCAGACUCAGUUCGCUGUCAGCCGGGAGCUCAUUCGAAACAUCUACAACAGCUUCCACAAGCUUCGCGACCGGGCCGAGCGGAUUGCGUCGAGGGCCAUCGACAAUGCUGCUGACCUCCUCAUCUUCGGGAAGGAGCUGAGUGCUUUAGGGUCUGAUACGACCCCGCUCCCCUCCUGGGCCACUCUGCACAGUAGCACGUGGGGGUCCCUGAAACAGGCACUGAAAGGCCUGUCCGUUGAAUUUGCACUGCUCGCCGACAAGGCCGCCCAGCAGGGCAAACAGGAAGAGAAUGACGUGGUGGAGAAGUUGAACCUCUUCCUGGAUUUGCUGCAGUCCUAUAAAGACCUGUGCGAGCGGCACGAGAAGGGCGUGCUGCACAAGCACCAGCGGGCCCUGCACAAGUACAGCCUGAUGAAGCGGCAGAUGAUGAGCGCCACUGUGCAGAGCCGGGAGCCCGACUCCGUGGAGCAGCUGGAAUCCCGCAUCGUGGAGCAGGAGAACGCGAUCCAGACGAUGGAGCUCCGGGGCUACUUCUCCCUGUACUGCCUCCACCAGGAGAUGCAGCUGGUCCACGUGUACCUGCCCCUCACCUCCCACAUCCUCGGUGCCUUUGUCAACUCUCAGAUCCAGGGGCACAAGGAGAUGAGCAAGGUGUGGAACGACCUGAAGCCCAAACUAAACUGCCUCUUCGCUGGACCCAGCGGCUCCCCGACUCCACCGAGGCUCCCGCAGGACGGCGUGUCUCCUCGCUAG
This is a messenger RNA of Puma concolor (puma), 1518 nucleotides long. NCBI's taxonomy places the organism in Eukaryota, Metazoa, Chordata, Mammalia, Carnivora, Felidae. The record is from RefSeq and is a predicted model, not a curated record.